Heterobasidion irregulare TC 32-1 is the source of this 996-nucleotide messenger RNA. RefSeq lists its product as uncharacterized. Gene Ontology annotation, cellular component: nuclear pore nuclear basket; nuclear membrane; nuclear pore central transport channel. The transcript is spliced from 6 exons. The annotation marks the transcript as partial. Gene Ontology annotation, molecular function: phospholipid binding; single-stranded DNA binding; structural constituent of nuclear pore. The record is from RefSeq and is a predicted model, not a curated record. Gene Ontology annotation, biological process: nuclear pore organization; NLS-bearing protein import into nucleus; regulation of DNA-templated transcription. NCBI's taxonomy places the organism in Eukaryota, Fungi, Basidiomycota, Agaricomycetes, Russulales, Bondarzewiaceae.
AGUUCCAGCCAACACGCUCAUGACUCUAGUAACUGGAAUCCUCAAAGCUCGACCAAUACUUUAACGAGUUCGAUUAAUGAUAAUUUUCAUCAAUCAAGAUCUCAUUACCAACCAGGAUAUCUUAUGUCUUCAACAUCCCAGAACAAUGCAUCUCCCCCGCAUCAGCGCUUUGAUGACUUGCCCGUGGUUCAAACGAAGGCCAAAUUGAACCACGCGCUGUCCAGGGGACCUACAGCAGAGUUUGGAAAGGAUCCUAUGUUUGAGAGUUCACGACAGCGACCAACGCUGGACGAGGACGCACCACCAACUACCUCGGUGAACGAUAUUGUCAAUGCCACAUAUAUGGACCAUUCUGUCAGGAAUCAGCGAAAGCUGGCGGCAUCGGGUACCCAUAUAUCGCGAUCAGCUCGACUAGUGCCCCUCCCGGCGGGCGAUUUCAGCUAUAUCAUUGUGUUUGGAUAUCCACCAGACAAAUACAGCGUUGCCGUUGAAUAUUUCAAGCAGCUUGGGGAGGUCACAGAACCUGAGGUCAACACAGAGGUUGUCAACUGCUUCCGGGUAGGAUUCAAGAAUCCUGGGGAUGCUCUGCGUGCUGUGAGGAAGAAUGGUGAAAUCAUCAGCGGAAGUUGGAUGGUAGGCGUCAAGUGGGCUGACUCGGCUCAAGGAGAUAAUAUUUUCGGGCAAUCGCUUGAUAUGCGGGGACCAACAUCUGCGCAGUCACCUGGGCCUGAUUCAUCAUCUCACCUUUCAGAUGCUAUGGCCAUUGAUGUUGACUCAGGACACCCACGCGUCCAGCUACCAUCAACACCACCAGUUGGAACUCCCAUCAGGUUGGCACCACCGUCCUCCGCAUUCAAGAAGCCGGGGACAGGUCAGAAGUCCACCAGCGUACAACCACCUCACGUGGCGGUCACGCCGUUGGCGAUGAGUAGCACGACCAAUUCACCGACAAAAGGGGUUAUAGGACAGGUCUCAGAAUUGAUUUUUGGGUGGUAA